Tarenaya hassleriana is the source of this 3479-nucleotide messenger RNA. RefSeq names its product calmodulin-binding transcription activator 2-like. The transcript is spliced from 13 exons. Gene Ontology annotation, biological process: regulation of transcription by RNA polymerase II. The record is from RefSeq and is a predicted model, not a curated record. Gene Ontology annotation, cellular component: nucleus. Gene Ontology annotation, molecular function: double-stranded DNA binding; protein binding; transcription coregulator activity. The coding region runs from base 153 to 3266 and encodes 1037 amino acids. Lineage: Eukaryota; Viridiplantae; Streptophyta; Magnoliopsida; Brassicales; Cleomaceae.
UCCAGAGGAAAAAAAGGUCGCUUUCACACCUUGAAAGCUCCAGAGCAAGAAAACUUAAAAAAGCUCCCUUUUGCUUCACCUGUAUGGAUCGUUUAGGGUUUGAUAUAUAGGGUUUGUUGCUUCUCUCUCUGGUCGAGAUCUCUGGUGGAUCUAUGGCGGAUCGCGGGCCUUUCGGUUUCGGUCCUCGAUUAGAUAUAGAACAAUUGCUAUCGGAAGCACAGAACCGGUGGCUGAGGCCUGCCGAGAUUUGUGAAAUUCUUCGGAACUAUCAGAAGUUUCAUAUUGCGUCCGAGCCUCCUAACCGACCACCUAGUGGUUCUCUUUUUCUUUUUGAUAGGAAGGUCCUCAGGUACUUCAGGAAAGACUGUCACAGCUGGAGGAAGAAAAAGGAUGGGAAGACGGUCAAAGAAGCUCAUGAGAAGCUGAAGGUGGGAAGUGUUGACGUGCUACAUUGUUACUACGCACAUGGGGAAGAAAAUGAUAAUUUCCAGAGACGAAGUUACUGGAUGCUUGAGCCGGAGUUUAUGCAUAUUGUUUUUGUUCACUACUUGGAAGUUAAGGGUAACCGGACAAGUACUGGAGGAAUUAAAGAAAAUAGUUCAAAUUCUGUAAAUGGCAACACAUCAGUAAAUAUUGAUUCAACAGCAAGUCCAACCAACAGUUUUUCAUCAUUAUGUGAAGAUGCCGAUUCUGGGGAUAUUCAUCAAGCAAGUACUAGUUUGCAAGCUUUUCCUGAUCCUAAAAUUGCUAUUCCUCAGAUAAGGGACAUGCAGGAUGCUGGUACAUCGAAUUCUUAUUAUAUGGAUUCUUUUUCAGGAACUCGUGAGGGGUGGACCUUAGCUCCCAAUGUGGGUAUUGUCUCUCAGGUUCAGGAGAAUGAUUCCCAGAGAUCGGUUGACAUCCCAGCGUGGGGUGCUGCUGCCUUUAAGGAUUCAACAACGAGAUAUCAUAAUGCACCUUGUAAUGACCCAUUAACUCAGAUGCAGCCUUCUACGAGUGGUUUGAUGCCUGUUCCUGGGCUAGAAAAUCCUCUUAAAACCCAAGAAAAUUGGCAGGACAAUUUACCAGUGCCAAAAUGGCCUAUGGAUAUGGCUUCACAUACUGGGGUGGGCGAUAUGGAUAUGACGGCAUUUGAGCAGAGAGCACAUGAUAAUUUUGAGACAUUUUCCAGUCUUCUUGAUACUCAAAGUCAACAGUCUAUUGGGAAUGGUCUUCAAUUUCUUCUUACAAGUGUGGAAUCUGAAUAUAUACCUAAAUUAAACCAUGAUGAUCUACAAUAUGAGACAAGCACAAGCCUGAUGUUACCUAGAAAGUCAUUGUUGAGUAAGGAGGAUAGUUUGAAAAAGGUUGACAGUUUCUCUCGAUGGGCUAGUAAAGAACUUGGUGAGAUGGAGGAUCUGCAGAUGCAAUCGUCAUCUGGUGGCAUUGCAUGGACUACUGUUGAAUGUGAAACCGAAGCAGCUGGGUCCUCCUUGAGCCCUUCUCUCUCACAGGAUCAGCGCAUCACCGUAAUUGAUUUCUGGCCAAAAUGGGGGCACACUGACUCAGAAGUUGAGGUUAUGGUUAUCGGAACAUUUCUGAUGAGUAAAAAAGAAGUAACUAAAUAUAACUGGUCUUGCAUGUUUGGGGAAGUGGAGGUUCCAGCUGAUAUUCUAGUAGAUGGUGUCCUUUGUUGUCAUGCCCCGCCACACACAGCUGGUCAAGUUCCAUUUUACAUUACGUGUUCAGACAGGUUUGCUUGCAGUGAAGUUCGAGAAUUUGAUUUCCUCCCUGGCUCUACCAAAAACCUUGAUGGUGCUGAUGUUUAUGGUGCCUCUACAACUGAAGUAUCCCUUUCUAUGCGGUUUGAGAGGCUGCUAGAUCACAGAUCUCCUGUACAUGAACGUCGCAUAUUUGAAGGUGUUGGGGAGAAACGAAAACAAAUCAGUAAAAUCAUGUUGCUAAAGGAUGAAAAAGAGUCUUUCUCCCCAGGGACAACCCAAAAAGACUCAAUUGAACAUGAAGCAAAAGGAAGAGUUGUCCAGGACCGGUUUGAAGAGAAGCUCUACACAUGGCUCAUACAUAAAGUGACUGAAGAUGGUAAGGGUCCAAAUAUCCUGGAUGAAGAGGGGCAGGGUGUUCUACACUUUGCUUCUGCCCUUGGGUAUGAUUGGGCGAUAAAACCAAUUUUAGCAGCAGGAGUUAGCAUUAAUUUUCGUGAUGCAAAUGGAUGGACAGCACUUCAUUGGGCUGCAUUCAGUGGCAGGGAGCAAACUGUCGCUGUCCUUGUCUCUCUGGGUGCUGAUGCUGGGGCAUUGACUGAUCCAUCACCAGAGUUUCCUCUGAGUAAAACAGCUGCCGACUUGGCUUCUGGAAAUGGACACAAGGGAAUUUCGGGUUUUCUUGCAGAGUUUUCCCUCACCAGUCAUCUUGAAAAGUUAACAAUGAACAAAUCGAAGGAAAACAGCUCUGCUGAUUCCUCUGGAGCAAAAGUUGUUCAAACUGUUGCUGAGCGGAAAACCACUCCCUCGAGUUAUGGUGAUGUACCAGAAGCGCUUUCCUUGAAGGAUUCACUUACUGCUGUCUGUAAUGCUACGCAAGCAGCUGAUCGCAUACAUCAAGUUUUCAGGAUGCAAUCGUUCCAGCGGAAACAGAUGUCUCAAUUUGGGAAUGACGAGUCAGACAUAUCCGAUGAACUAGCUGUUUCUUUUGCGGCUGCCAAGACGGGUGGGAAGUCAGGACACCAUGAAGGUGCUGUCCAUGCUGCUGCUGUUCAUAUCCAGAAAAAGUAUCGUGGUUGGAAGAAGAGGAAGGAAUUUCUCUUUAUUCGACAAAGAAUUGUCAAGAUCCAGGCUCAUGUGAGAGGGCAUCAGGUUCGGAAACAAUACCGAACAAUCAUCUGGUCUGUUGGGAUUCUUGAGAAAAUUAUUUUGAGAUGGAGGCGAAAGGGCAGUGGCCUAAGGGGCUUUAGACGCGAUGCAACACGGCAGGGAGAAGACGAAAGCGAUGUUCUAAAGGAGGGAAGGAAACAAACGGAAGAAAGGUUAGAAAAAGCUCUAACGAGAGUGAAGUCGAUGGUUCAAUACCCGGAAGCACGGGCUCAGUACCGUAGACUGUUGACUGUUGUCGAGGGCUUUCGAGAAACCGAGGCCUCCAGCUCGGGUGCUAAAAACAUCGACCAUGCAGAGGAACAAGAAGAAGAAGCAGGCAAUGCUUAUGACGAAGAUCUUCUCGAUAUGGACUCUCUUUUGGAUGAUGACACUUUCAUGUCAAUUGCCUUUGGAUGAAUCAUUACAUGCUUCCUAACACGUUUUUUUUUUUUUUAAUGUUUUCUGUAAAUACGACCCGCCGCGGUGUAUAGUUGAAAUGUGUCGGUUGGUUUAUUAGGGGAUGUUAUUAACAUUUGGUAAAUUAGCAUAUGACUUUGUUUUGUGCAGCAAAAAGCUUUUGGAGCGGAGGGAAUGCUCUCUUGCAUGAAUCUGAUACUUGGUAAAUUAGCA